UUUAUCGCCACGACUGUAUCGCCGUCGCCAUCAUCGCCUUGCUAUGUAUUGCGCGCUCCUCCUCGUCCUCCCUCCAUCACAGCUCUCCUCUGCUCUGUCUCUCCCGUUUGCUUCCUCCGACAAAGCUCUCUCUUUCUCUCUCUGUUCGUGCUUCUCACAAUGGUGGCCUUAAGCUCUCCCGUAGCUGCCUCCCCCGCUGCAUUCCUGAAAGCUCUAAGCUUGAGUACAAACGGUCGUAGACAGUUUUAUGUGAGAGCGGGUGGGACAAGCGGCGGCGAUGGGAAGGCGAUGAUCACGAAGGAAAGGAAUGGAUGGAAGAUCGAUUUCUCCGGGGAGAAGCCGGCAACCCCUCUUCUGGAUACCAUCAACGACCCGAUUCACAUGAAGAAUCUCUCCACGGAGGAUUUAGAGCAGUUGGCAGCAGAGCUGAGAGCAGAGAUUGUGUUCUCGGUGUCCCAAACUGGUGGCCACUUGAGUGCGAGCUUAGGAGUGGUGGAGUUGGCUGUGGCUCUCCAUCAUGCGUUCAAUUCCCCUGAGGACAAGAUCAUUUGGGAUGUCGGCCAUCAGGCCUAUCCUCAUAAAAUAUUGACUGGAAGAAGGUCAAGAAUGCACACCAUCAGACAAACCUCAGGGCUUGCGGGAUUCCCCAAGAGAGAUGAGAGCAUCCAUGAUGCCUUUGGUGCUGGUCAUAGUUCCACGAGCAUCUCUGCGGGGCUUGGAAUGGCUGUCGCAAGAGAUCUGCUAGGGAAGAAGAAUCAUGUUGUGUCCGUGAUCGGUGAUGGAGCCAUGACUGCUGGGCAGGCGUAUGAGGCCAUGAACAAUGCUGGCUACUUGGACUCUAACCUUGUUAUCGUGUUGAAUGAUAACAAGCAAGUUUCCUUGCCGACUGCAACCCUUGACGGACCAGCCACUCCUGUUGGGGCACUCAGUAAGGCCCUCACCAAACUUCAGUCCAGCACAGAGUUCCGUAUGCUUCGUGAAGCAGCUAAGAAUCUCACAAAGCAGAUUGGUGAGCGAACACACGAGAUUGCUGCAAAAGUGGAUCAAUAUGCUCGAGGAAUGAUAAGCACUGAUGGGUCUUUGUUAUUCGAAGAGCUCGGUCUCUAUUAUAUUGGACCUGUAGAUGGGCACAAUGUAGAAGACUUGGUUACCAUCUUUGAGAAGGUGAAGUCUUUGCCUGCUCCAGGACCUGUCCUUAUCCAUAUUGUGACAGAGAAAGGAAAGGGGUAUCCCCCUGCUGAGGCGGCUGCUGACAAAAUGCAUGGUGUUGUGAAGUUCGACCCAAGAACUGGGAAACAAUUCAAGUCAACAUCAUCGACCCUUUCAUACACUCAGUACUUUGCCGAAUCUCUCAUUAAAGAAGCAGAGGCCGACGACAAGAUUGUGGCCAUUCAUGCUGCCAUGGGAAGUGGGACGGGGCUGAACUUGUUUCAACACAAGUUUCCUCAAAGAUGCUUUGAUGUGGGGAUUGCAGAGCAGCAUGCAGUCACCUUUGCAGCCGGUCUGGCCACCGAAGGCCUCAAGCCUUUCUGUGCCAUCUAUUCCUCGUUUCUGCAACGAGGAUAUGAUCAGGUGGUUCAUGAUGUGGAUUUACAGAAGAUACCUGUCCGUUUCGCUCUGGAUCGAGCUGGUCUUGUCGGAGCUGAUGGACCUACACACUGUGGAGCAUUUGACAUCACGUACAUGGCAUGUUUGCCCAACAUGAUUGUAAUGGCUCCAGCUGAUGAAGCUGAGCUAGUGCACAUGGUCGCAACAGCAGCAGCAAUCGACGACAGACCUAGCUGCUUCAGAUUCCCAAGGGGCAAUGGAGUUGGUGUGAUGCUUCCUCCGGGCAACAAAGGCACCCCUUUUGAGAUUGGGAAGGGAAGGGUUCUGAUGGAAGGAAACAGGGUGGCCAUUCUUGGAUAUGGUUCAAUAGUACAGACAUGCUUGAAGGCUGCAGACCCACUGAGAGCCCGUGGAGUUUUUGCCACCGUAGCUGAUGCUCGUUUCUGUAAGCCUCUGGAUGUGGGGCUCAUAAGAAGGCUGGUAAAUGAGCAUGAGAUCUUGAUCACAGUGGAGGAAGGCUCCAUUGGAGGUUUCGCAUCGCAUGUCACUCACUUCUUGAGCUUGAGUGGCCUCCUGGAUGGCCGCAUGAAGCUGAGGCCAAUGGUUCUACCAGACCGAUACAUCGACCAUGGAUCACCUCAGGAUCAGAUUGAAGCAGCUGGACUUUCUUCAGGACAUAUUGUAAGCACAGUGCUGAAUCUGUUAGGCAGGCAGAAGGAAGCAUUAUACCUCCAUUGAAGUUGGACGACUUUGGACGGGAACGUUACUAGAAGUGGAGUUGCUAUCUCCAACAUUGUCUGCAGACCAUUAUAGCUGGUUUUUUGCUUGUGUAUGUAAGGUUAGAUGUCAAAUACCUUUUCUUUUUGCCGUACUAAAGGCCUCUAUUGAACUUGCAACGAAAAAUGGAUCUGCUGAUUGUUUA
This is a messenger RNA of Musa acuminata subsp. malaccensis (wild Malaysian banana), 2470 nucleotides long. NCBI's taxonomy places the organism in Eukaryota, Viridiplantae, Streptophyta, Magnoliopsida, Zingiberales, Musaceae. The record is from RefSeq and is a predicted model, not a curated record.